AUGUCACAUAAUGAAUCUUGGCCUGAUCUAGUUGGUAUGCCAGUUGAUGGAGCUGUUCAAACAAUUCAAAAUGAAAACCUAGGUUUAGAAGUAAUUCCGCUACCAGAAGGUUCACCAACAACAAGAGAUAUUCGAGAGAAUCGUGUACAUGUAUUCUUUGACUACAAUAACCUUGUUUCAUCGGAACCAAGAGUUGGUUAA
Rotaria sp. Silwood1 is the source of this 201-nucleotide messenger RNA. The record is from the annotation of a GenBank genome assembly. NCBI's taxonomy places the organism in Eukaryota, Metazoa, Rotifera, Eurotatoria, Philodinida, Philodinidae.